Messenger RNA from Aspergillus saccharolyticus JOP 1030-1, 1457 nucleotides. Its product is annotated as putative cyclin-dependent protein kinase complex component. The record is from RefSeq and is a predicted model, not a curated record. The transcript has 2 exons. Gene Ontology annotation, biological process: regulation of cyclin-dependent protein serine/threonine kinase activity. Lineage: Eukaryota; Fungi; Ascomycota; Eurotiomycetes; Eurotiales; Aspergillaceae. Gene Ontology annotation, molecular function: cyclin-dependent protein serine/threonine kinase regulator activity; protein kinase binding. The coding region runs from base 361 to 1179 and encodes 272 amino acids. Gene Ontology annotation, cellular component: nucleus; cyclin-dependent protein kinase holoenzyme complex.
UUAUGUUUGUUCACGACAGACUGGCGCAUAAAGAUGACGCUUUUUCUUAAUCACUUACCCUGCUAAUUCAUCAACGCGCUGUUAAUAUCCCAAGUCAGCACUCAGUUAAGGCUGUGGCCCCCCCUACGUCGCAGGUGCCUGAAGGACUCUCUUCCUUUCUUCAUACGCGAACCAUCUUACUCGUCUUCCUCCCUCCUUCCACGGUCAACUUGUACACGCCAUUCCGAACAUUGAUGCGGUUCGAAUAGUAUAUCUAACCACUGGGCUCAGUCAUACCAUGCCAUCCCUAUACGAGAGGUUAAUCUCUGCCUGUAGGUUCAAGGCUGCCCAAAAUACUGUUGCACCUGCCUUUAUCAUUGCAUGCAGGAUUUCACAAUGAAUCUUCCGAGUGGUGAAUGUGGAUGUGCUCAUCAUUUGCCUUCUGUCACACCCUCCGCUGAGCUCUCCGAUCGGCGUGAUCAACAAGCCGGGCCUGAGGAUGAUUCGAAGGCUUGGCUUGUAGCCGAUGUUUUCCACAUCGCACCAGGCACAGCACUGAGGCUGUUGUGCUUUAGCAUCGAAAUCCUAUUGAAGACAUCCUCAGAAGACCCACGAUGUUCUCAGAGACUCGUAGUGUCUUGCAGUGCCCAGACCUCGGGUGACAAUGUUUCUAGUGGCGAGAGCACGCCCCUUAAAUCUUCCGAACUACAUUGCUCUCCAGCAAGAUAUGAAAACCUGGGGCACGACCUAAUGCAACGGAGCGUACUUUCUAAGAGGUUCCUUUCGAAGCGGGUACCCCCAAUUACUCUGAAGGAUUACCUACUACGUCUCCACCAAUAUUGUCCCAUGUCCACAGGCGUUUACCUGGCCACGAGCAUAUAUAUCACCAGGAUGGUCACCACCGAGAAAGUGAUCCAAGUUAACGGAAGGAAUAUGCAUCGUCUGGUUCUCGCGGGGCUUCGAGUUGCAAUGAAGACUCUAGAGGAUUUGAACUAUCCACAUAGUCGAGUUGCCAAGGUUGGCGGAGUGACCGAAUGUGAGCUGUUGAAACUGGAAGUCAGCUUCUGUUUUUUGGCAGAUUUCGAAUUGCGGGUCGACGCCCAGAUGCUGUUCGAGCAAGCAAGGCUGCUUCAAGCCGGGCUGGAUCAGGCUGGAAACACAUCCACCAAAGCAGUGAAUGAUUCCUUGCUUCAGGUGUGAGGCUAUAUUGACUGAUUCCUUUGCUCUGACCUGUGCAGUGCUCAGCUGCCUUAUUGGUGACUUUGCAUUUUUCUUGAAUUGAUAUCCAGCGAGGUAUAGUAGAUUAUGCUACCAAUUGCAUGGUAAUCAGUUACACCAAUUCUGGGUACUCAUUUAGAUGUUAGAUCACCAGAGAUAAAUUGGUUUUGUGGAUGUGGUGGUAUGUGAAAGAGAGAACAAGGCUACCUAGCCUGGGUAUAACCUCCCGCUUAACUGACUGAAUAGUUGGUCACUUGGCU